This is a messenger RNA of Lycium barbarum (goji berry), 732 nucleotides long. RefSeq lists its product as uncharacterized. Lineage: Eukaryota; Viridiplantae; Streptophyta; Magnoliopsida; Solanales; Solanaceae. The transcript has 2 exons. Bases 1 to 732 code for a protein of 243 amino acids. Gene Ontology annotation, molecular function: nucleic acid binding; zinc ion binding. The record is from RefSeq and is a predicted model, not a curated record.
AUGGUCAUUACUUGGAUCACAAAUGCAUUGACAAAAGACAUUGCUGACAGUGUGAUACACUCUAAGACAGCACGGGAACUAUGGGAAAGUCUAGAGCAAAGGUUUGGGAGGUCAAAUGGUGCCAAACUCUAUCACUUACAAAAGGAGAUAACAAGUCUGGUUCAAGGUAAUGAUGAUGUUGCUAAGUAUUUCACCAAACUCAAGAAAUUAUGGGAAGAAUUAAAUGCUAUUCAUGUCAUUGAUCAAAGACUAAUUCAGUUUUUGAUGGGGUUAAAUGAUAUUUAUACACAUGCAAGAGGGAACAUUCUAAUGAUGAAUCCCUUGCCUAGUAUGGACCUUGCAUACUCACUACUUUUGCAAGAUGAGAACCAGAGAGAAGUGUAUGCAAAUGCACACUCAACAUUUGAUUCUGCAACUUUUAUGGCUGCUGGAUUAAGUAAACAGCCCCAUGCUCAGUUAUUUUCUGAGUUUGCAGCUUUCAUGGCAUCAGGAAAUGGCAAACAUGUUCAGAAAUUUAAGAACCAGUCAUUCAAAGGAGGAAACACACCACAGAGGUUUAACAAUUCUGCUCAGAGGUUUGUUAAGCCACAACAACGGUUUAAAGGAAAGAAGAAGUAUAACCCAAAUGUUAACUGCACCUAUUGUGGGAAAACAGGACACACACAGGAUGAUUGCUACAGAUUGCAUGGAUUCCCACCUGAUUUUGAGUUUACUAACUCUAAAGACUAUUAA